Naumovozyma castellii is the source of this 555-nucleotide messenger RNA. RefSeq lists its product as uncharacterized. NCBI's taxonomy places the organism in Eukaryota, Fungi, Ascomycota, Saccharomycetes, Saccharomycetales, Saccharomycetaceae. The record is from RefSeq and is a predicted model, not a curated record. The transcript has a single exon. The coding region runs from base 1 to 555 and encodes 184 amino acids.
AUGGGUUCGAGAAUACAAGACCCAAAUUCAAUAAAACAUUACAUACCACACAUGCAAGCAAACACAACAACACAAAACACACAUACAUUCAGGAACCCCUUCCAUAAUGGAGACACAAGACAAACAACACUACGGGACGAAGCAACACCAAGGACCAUGCCGACACUAGAACCAACACCUCAACAGAAGAAAAGACACAUGAGUCUCCCUGUGAGCUUGUUCCGACAUAUGAGGAGAUUUUCACCCGCAACGCACCAUUCCACUGUGUCGUUUUCCAAACCUGUGGACGAAUCCAUCUUUUCACUAUACAACAAUUACCAAGAGGAAAAAUACAGGAAUAUAAAACCAUCCAUCUUCUUGAAGAAAAAAUUAAGUGAAACUGAGAAUGAAAUAGAGAAGGAAAGACAAAUGAGGGAGUUCUCCGAGAGGUAUUGGUUAAUGGAGAACGAACUAAACGAGUCACUAUUCGAGAGCUCCAGCGACGAAGAAGAGGAGGAUGAAGACUGGGACUUCGAGGUGAGUGACGACGAAUGCAUCUCCUACUGCGAGAUAUAA